Molecule: messenger RNA, 1639 nt
Organism: Aspergillus steynii IBT 23096
Lineage: Eukaryota; Fungi; Ascomycota; Eurotiomycetes; Eurotiales; Aspergillaceae
Product: GTP cyclohydrolase I
Exons: 4
Coding region: 165-1169 (334 amino acids)
Biological process (GO): tetrahydrofolate biosynthetic process; tetrahydrobiopterin biosynthetic process
Cellular component (GO): cytoplasm
Molecular function (GO): GTP binding; zinc ion binding; GTP cyclohydrolase I activity
Source: RefSeq, a predicted model, not a curated record
GUUGUUUCUCACGCGCAUCUGAUGGCUAUGUCUCGUACGCUGCGAUUGACUUCUUCUUAAACCGUUAGAAUUUCUGCCCCCAUCGAACUUUUGUUUCAGUAUCCACUCCCUUCCUUCCUUCUCUCUCCAAAUCACAUCUCAUCUCGUCUUUACACGUCCCCACCAUGGGUUCCGGAUCCCCUCCCCCCACGGGCCCCAAGCCGAAAUCUGCGAUUCCAUCCCGUUUGUUGAACGGCGGAUCGCCUCUUCAACCCUCCCUUCGCUCUCGAGACGCUCGCGAGCGCGAAAGCCUGAACUCCUCCAUCAUGUCCUCUUUUGCCCCGCGCAUCCCGGUAGAGUUUGACUCGUCCGAGUCCAGCGCAACGCAUGCCGGGGGUGAGUCAGCGGAUCGCUCUGAUGCCCAGGUCGGUAGACCGGCUGCGGCGAAACCGGAUCUGAACGACCCUGCUCGAGACCCUAGAGAUGAAGUCGCUCCGUUGACCUCGCCGGCAACUGUGAGCCGCCCGGAUAGCCCUUACACGCAGUUUCCUCCGAUUGAUUUCGACGGACUGAGCUGGCCCUGUCCCGGCACGAGAGCGCGGUUGGAGUCGUCCCCGGAACAAGAGAAAGAACGGGUGCAGAAGCUGGCGGGAGCCGUGAAAACAAUACUGGAAUGCGUUGGAGAGGACCCCGACAGAGAAGGAUUGCGGGAAACCCCCGAACGAUAUGCCAAGGCCAUGCUCUUCUUCACUAAAGGUUACGAAGAGAACGUGCGAGACCUCAUGAACGGCGCCGUGUUCCAUGAGGACCAUGACGAGUUGGUCAUUGUCAAGGACAUCGAAGUCUUCUCCCUAUGUGAACAUCAUAUGGUCCCAUUUACCGGGAAGAUGCAUAUCGGAUACAUUCCGGACCGUCGGGUACUUGGUCUUUCCAAGCUGGCUCGUCUAGCAGAGAUGUUCUCUCGCAGGCUCCAGGUCCAGGAGCGGUUGACGAAACAAGUCGCUUUGGCGAUCUCGGAAGUUCUCAAGCCGCUCGGCGUCGGGGUCGUCAUGGAAUCGUCGCAUCUUUGCAUGGUGAUGCGUGGUGUCCAGAAGACGAGCAGCACAACCACCACAAGCUGCAUGCUUGGAUGCAUGCGGUCGAGUGCAAAGACUCGCGAAGAGUUUUUGACUCUCCUUCAUCGGAAAUAACCGUCUCCUUACCCUGUCUGCGAUAAAAUACUUGUUACCCCGUUUUAACAUUGGCUGGUAUUAAUGAGUUUCACGGAGUUUUGGUGGUGCACCUUUCAACAGGUUUCUUGGGUCUGGCAUUUUGUUCUAUCUUAUGCCAUGUGCUUGGAAGAUCUCCUUGGCCGAUGAUGUUCACGACGCAUAAUUCUUUUUUCUUUUCUUUUCUUUUUCACCUUGUUAAGGACUCCUUAUACACAUCUUUGAUUCUGCAUGAUACUUUCGAAUUUGGAGGACACAUUCCCCUCUUGGAACGACGACGACCAAAAGAAUUCUUCAACAACUAUAUCAUGGGUGGUUCAACACCUGAAUAACCGUCAUGAAAUUGCGACCAAGCUUGGCCCUUGAGUCUAUUUUUUUAUAACUAGAAAGACAGCAUCUUUUUUCAUAGCUGCAAACAUUACAAAGAACAAACCAUCAAUUCAUCUGUUUUG